Molecule: messenger RNA, 5936 nt
Organism: Ciona intestinalis (vase tunicate)
Lineage: Eukaryota; Metazoa; Chordata; Ascidiacea; Phlebobranchia; Cionidae
Source: RefSeq, a predicted model, not a curated record
UUUUGUGAGCGCAUAAGCGGUUUUAUUACGUAAUAAGUUGAACUAAUACGACAUAAUAAGUAUAAAAAUAGUGUUUAUUUUAUUUAGCUAAUAGACUUGUAUGUUAUGAGUUUUUAAGGCAGUAUGAAGUUUUUAUUAGUUUUCUGUAUUAUGCGCUUUUUAGCUGCGAAUUCAGAAACUACUGUCUCAAGAUCUGAAACGCCUUCGUUUUUAAUCUACCGCUUCUUGUCCAGUACUAGCGGAUUUUGCAUGAUGGCAGAACGAAAAAUUGAAAACCAAAGGGAAAUUUUUUACGCAGUACUUUCCACAAAGUGCCUAGUUAACAACUUAGCUUGGCAAUGGGAGCGAUUAGAUAGCAAUUUGAUUAGUAGUGUUUUGUACAGCAAAUGCCUUACAGCAGAACUUUUUGGUAGUAUAGGCGCAAAUCCGACUGGAAAAGUAUUUUUAAAACCGUGCGAUUCAGAAUCACCGGCGCAGAAAUGGACUUGCGAUUCUCAGUACAGUAUUUUCCUAGAAAAUCUACCGAAUGGUCAGUUUUAUCGGCUUGAAAAUGAACUUAUAGUACAGAACUGGGAAGUUACAGCGGGGACACCAAUUUUGAGAGAAAUCGCAAAUGUACAGGAGAGUAACUCGACGAAAAAAUGGAUAAUUUACUCAAAUGCUGCAGAAACUAAACCUCUUUCGAUUUGUGAGUCAAAUUUAGUCGUAGAAAACACUAAAUCUUAUAUUAUGACAGUUUCUGGCGGCGAAAUAGUUGGUCAAGCUUGUGUUUUCCCAUUUAUACGCUUUGGGGCCGAAGUCUGGAACUGUGUUCCGUAUAAUAACCUAGAUAUUUGUGCCACUGUAAAAAAUUUGGACAGUCAUCCAAACAGCUGGGGCGUAUGCCCUGAAAAUAAACGUGGUACCUAUUCGGAUGCUAUUGGGCCGCCUUUGUGCACCAAAGCUUGCGACGGCGGGCGGUUGUGUCGUGCACGAAAAUGCCUAUUUCCACCAUGUGUAAAAAGAGAAUGCUUAACAAAUGUAUGUGAAUACGACGACGCUGAAUGCAGUACACAGCAGUGUAAUACAGAACCGUGUAGCGGGGACACGAUUUUAUCUAUUGAAGGCGACUCGCAACAGUUCCCAGCGUACGGUGUUGCACCAGUACUCGACCAAGGUGUCUUAGGAAAAUGUGUUUUUCCGUUUAUAUUAGACGGGGAAGUCAAAGAACGCUGUGUCGUUGAUUAUAGACGGGAUUUAGCAUGGUGCUCGCUUACUGAAAACUACGACAAACAUCAAAAGUGGGGGUACUGUAAAAAUUCCUAUAGUGGUUCCUGGAGCUCUUGGACUACUGUUUUAAACUCUUGCUCGCAGAGUUGUGGUACUGGUACUCUUACAGUGUACCGUAGGUGUAGAUUUCCGCCUUGUGUUGGAGAUGAGCGAAAAACUGGAGGGACGUGUAACACUAAAGCUUGCCCAGAGUGCUAUACCGGCAAUGGGGAGACGUAUAGGGGUACUGUAAGUUUUUCAAAUGAUGGUACAGUCUGUCAAAUGUGGGCUUUGCAGGUGCCGAAUGCACAUACAGAUACGACGCCUGAACUUUACCCAGAAUUGGUACAGAAUUACUGUCGUAAUCCAGGCGGGUUGUUCAAGCAACCAUACUGUUAUAGAGACGCUAGUAACCUUCCUGCCAGAAUGUAUUGCGAUUUACCAAGAUGUGGCAGUAAUGUUACAGAUAUUGAAAUACCAUACACGAUUCCAUACACUGAAGACGUAUUUGGUCUAAAACCUUGUAUUUUUCCGUUUACUUUUCACGGGGAGUUAUUUUAUCAGUGCGUAUUAACAGACGAGCAUAUUGCGGGAAGGGAAAAAUGCGCUAUUACUAACGGUACUCAAACAGUGUACAGAUAUUGCCCUGCGUUUUAUAGAGGAAAGUGGUCGGAAUGGAAUUUUGCCGGAGACUGCACCGCAAAUUGUGGAGGCGGUUUCGAAGUACAUUACAGAACGUGUUACUUUUUACCUUGCCAAGGGAAGUCUGUCAAAGUUACGAAGAAAAUGUGUAAUACUCAGCCGUGUACGUGGACACAGCCUGGAAGCCAAGACUGUUUUAACGGCAAAGGCGUUUUCUAUAACGGGCCAGCGAAUGCAGAGAUAGGACGACGCUGUAAUGCAUGGACAGGCCAUUAUAAAAGGAUGAUAGAAAUGGCUGGCCUUAGUACUUCAAAUUACUGUAGAAAUCCUAACCCUAGAGUUAGGUCUGGGCCAUGGUGCUACGGCAGAGGCGGUCGGACUUGGGAAUAUUGUAACAUACCACGUUGCCCUACUAUUGAAGGAGAAAUAUUUGGAUUACCUUUUAAAAACAAGGCGUAUGAUGCUGAAAAUAAGCCGUGCCAUUUCCCAUUUCGAGGCGUACGUAAUGAACUGCAUUCUGCUUGUGCGAAAGUUAACCCGCUAAGGGCAGACGAUAGAGGCUUAAAGUAUUGCGGAUUCCAGGAUACCGAAGUUAGUGUUCCAAGUAGUGGGAAUAUGAGACCAAGACAGCAUAUUGGUUUAGUUAUGCGUGGAUUACAGAAAGGGAUGUAUGGUAUAUGUCCGCUAAGUACACAGGGAACUUGGACUAGCUGGACAGCUACAGGAAAAUGCUCAGUAGUUUGCGGGGGUGGGUAUAUUAUAAUGAGACAUAGGUGUCUUCACCCGCCGUGUUCUACAAAAGGGUCAAAGGGGAAUGAAAAUAUGCCAUGUAACACGCACGCGUGUUUAAACUGCAUUCAAGGCAAUGGGAUAAAUUAUAGGGGCGAAGUCCGGCACAGCGCUAAUGGUAAAGAAUGCAUACCAUGGGCUAUACAUCAAACUGCACGAGAGCAAUACCCUAUACAAGAUUUUCCUGAGUUGCAGAGCAACUUUUGCCGAAACCCAGGUGGUCAGAGUGUCUUGCCGUGGUGUUAUGAUAAUGUACUGCGCUUCAAAAGCUAUUGCGAGAUACAGCAUUGUACUGAUGAUAACCUUUUCACGAUUCCGUACACAAUUCCGAACUUUCGUAAGUCGCGUUCAGGAGCGCCAUGCCAUUUCCCGUUUCGGUAUAAAACUGACUGGUAUUUCUCUUGCUUUCUGCACGAUGAUUCCGGAAAAACAGAAUGCCUUUGCCCACAGACUGAUAUCGUCACAGAAGACGUUCGCACGCUUGCAAUAGCGCCGAAAAUUUACGCCGGGAAAUGGACUGUAUGGAAUAGAACCAGUACGUGCAGUAAAAUGUGCGGCGGAGGAAAAAUACUUUAUGUAAGAGAAUGCUUAUACCCUACUUGCCAAGGCAGUAAGUUCAAAUACGAGGGCAUAUGUAAUACACAUCAAUGUACUUUUAGGAAAAAAAUGCUCGAAGGUAAAGACUGUUUUAUUGAUGAAGGAAUGGACUAUACUGGGGAAGUAUCUGUUACAAUUUCAGGACUUAAUUGUCAGUUAUGGUCGUCAAAGUCUCCGCAUACGCAUAGGUAUUUAAGCACAGGUUCGGGGAUUGAGUUGACUGGAAAACUGUGCAGAAAUCCGAGUCCUUUGGGUACACGUAAAGCGCCUUGGUGUUUUGUGGAUGAUUCGUCAGUCAGAUGGGAGUAUUGUAAUAUACCUAGAUGUCGAGGCCACGAGGGCGAGAUUCGAACUGUUGAUGGUCCGGACAAUAAUAAAGUAUGCAAGUUCCCGUACACUAUAAACAAUGUUGCGAUAGAAGAAUGCGGGCUAAGGAAAAUUGAACGGAUUUCAGGGAAUGGACAUAGGACUGAAAUGGAUGUACGUUUUUGCCCAACUGUUGCAAAUUUCGCUGAAAAAUCAACCGAAAUUCAGGAUUUAAAGUGGGGUAUUUGUCCUAGUGCUUUGGAAGGUACUAUAUCUGCUUGGACCUUAUGGGCAGAGCCGAAUACUUGUACUGUUCCCUGCAAUGGAGGCAGGUUGAGAUAUAAAAGAUCUUGUAGAUACCCGCCGUGUGCUUCUGGUGUUGCCAUGCAAAAAUUAGGAGCAGAAUGUAACAAACAAAUUUGUGAAGAGUGUUUUACUGGUGAUGGUACAACGUAUAGAGGUACCCAAAACAGAUUUUCGGACCAUAUUUUGUGCCUGCCUUGGUACAGUACUAGGAUACCAAAAGAUACGUUCACAGAUGUAUAUGCAUUAGGUGGCCGUAACCACAGCUUUUGUAGGAAUCCUAACCCAGAAAGAUACAAAAUCCCGUUUUGCUAUGUAUCGUAUGAAGGUCAGUUAAGUAUUAGAGUUUGCGAUAUACCUAGAUGCGACUUAUCAGAGGAUAAAUUGGUUACUAUCGGAUCGCAAGAAGGAUUUAACCAAGAGGGGAAACUGUGUACUUUUCCGUUUACGUUUCAAAGUGUAUUACAUCAAGGGUGUAUAGAGUAUAGGGGACAUUAUAUGUGUGGUACCACGCAGGGGAUAUAUGGGUAUUGUUCAAAUUGGGACCGUGGCGUUUGGGGAUCAUGGGCUCCUACUAAACAUUGUGAUAAAGUUUGUGGUGGCGGGAAAAUUACUUUUAAAAGGUAUUGCCGUUUUGCACCGUGUUCUGGACCGGAUGAAAAAGUGGAGGGUAAUUGUAAUACACAUUUAUGCAAUAAACUGACAACCUGUUACGAUGUAGAAACGAAAGGUGUUGAAUUUAUCGGCAAAAAUCCGUAUUUUUCUCGAGGAAAAUCGUGCCUACCGUGGGGUAUUCAAGGAAAAAGUGAAGGCGGCGUUUGCCAAAAUCCGUAUGGCACGCAACCGAGACCGUACUGUAAGCUUUCUGGUGGAGAUAUAGCAUUUUGCUCUGUUCCUGCAUGCCCAGACUCAAAAAGGCCGAUAACGGUAGAAGUUUCUGCUACAGAGAAUAGGCUUCAUAAGUAUCCUUGCGUUUUUCCAUUCACAAGUCGUGGGGUGGUUUAUAAUCAAUGUACGGACGCUCCUACGCCAAGUAAUAGACAACAUGCGUAUUCAACUCGAUGGUGUGGAACCGUAAACAACGUUGACAGUUUUCCAGAAACAGAAUGGGGGUUCUGCCCCAACACUGCUGUAGGAACGUUUUCAGACUGGUCAAAAACGGGGAAUAACUGCACGAAAUCGUGUGUAGCGUUCCAGACCAGGCACUGCCUUUUUCCGCCGUGUAAUGGGAAAAUUUGGCGUUUAGCUACAGAUAGUUGUGAUCAGGACUUAUGCCCUAAUCCCAUUUGGGGCAGCUGGGGUGUAUGGACAAAAUGCAUACAAUGUAGUGUUGUAAAAAUUCGAACCCGUAUUUGCUACAAAUCUGGCGCUAUAGCACAUAACAUGUGCCAAGGAGAUUCGCAGGAAAAAACGGCGUGUAAUUUGGCCCAAAACGCUGCCUGUGACUCUACAUAUGCUUUAGGGUACUUAACUAAAUCUCAGAUUGAAAUUUUGAGUGUUUCUUACAACAGUUUAAAACGUAUUAGUGCCAGUGCAAAUAGUGCUAAAAUUAACUUUAAAAUGGUUGUUUUUUUUCUCUGUUUUUGGCUUGUAAAUGUAACUUGAAUUUGUGUUUUGUAUUGUAUAUUAUUCAGUUACAGAUUUGAACUAUUCUGACAUGGAAUUGUAUUAGUUUUAAUCAGUUUUUUCAGACUGUAGCUUAUAUAUACUUAUACUUUAUAAUGUGUUGCAGUCUUUUUGGCACACACUAUGUAUAAUUAUUUUUACUGAAACGUUAUAUAGUGUAGCUAGUAUUUUGCAAACAGUGUGGCUUCUACUUAUAAAUUUUAUUUUUUUAUAAUGUGCUGCAGUCGUGUAGGAUUUCACUAUCUAUAUAUUAUUGUAAAAACAUUAUUACACAAUUUAAAGUCUUCACUUUGGUGGUAACUUUCAAUUCUACAAACUGUAUUGCUAUUUCUACAUAUUUUGCUUUUAGUUCAUUGUUUAAAGUAUAUAUUUUUCUAUAGAAAUGGAUAUGCUGUAAUUAAAGUGAGAUUUUUUUGUGACUAUAG